Molecule: messenger RNA, 6261 nt
Organism: Ostrea edulis (European flat oyster)
Lineage: Eukaryota; Metazoa; Mollusca; Bivalvia; Ostreida; Ostreidae
Product: G-protein coupled receptor-associated protein LMBRD2-like
Exons: 13
Coding region: 173-2308 (711 amino acids)
Cellular component (GO): membrane
Source: RefSeq, a predicted model, not a curated record
AACACUUUCUAAGAACGACUUAUCUAGACACGUCAUAUAUCAGCUGCCAAAUGGCAAAUCGAAAGAUGAAAAAUAUCGAUAGUUUCUUUAGCAAGAUUACCUCGAAUUUUCGCUAAUUACCAGUCAGUUUGCAUGUUGAUGACGUAAAGUUUCUUAUACAACGGUGUACAAGAUGAGUGCGGGACCAUUGGCAGUUGAAGUGAUUUGUACUUGUUGCUUGGCAGCCUUCUUGUUACAUCGAUAUGGCGACCUCAGAAAGCAGCACAUCUUGACCACUCUUACAACUUUUAUUGCUUGGUACUUCUCAUUUCUCAUCAUAUUCGUACUUCCACUGGAUGUUUCCUCGACAUUUUAUCGGCAAUGCCUCAAAGACAAGGCUCCAAAGAUCCUGACAACAACGCCCAAGUCUUCCAACAUAACUAAUACAACAGACCUCAAUACAACAACCUCCACACCGUCAACCACUGUCCGAAGGUUCGGUCAAGUCCAUGGACCUCCAUGUGAAAUUCCAUUAAGUCAUGUUCCUGAAAAUGUUCUUCCCACUUUGUGGCAAGUUGUAUACUGGACCUCACAACUGUUAACCUGGAUAGUGUUGCCCCUCAUGCAGUCCUACUCCACUGCUGGUAACUUCACUGUGGCUGGGAAGAUUAAGACUGCUCUCAUAGAAAAUGCUAUAUACUAUGGCUCCUAUCUACUCAUAUUCGGAGUGUGUUUGAUCUAUGUAGUAGCUAAAGCUGAUCUUAAGGUGGAUGCAGAGAGGUUAAAGGUGAUAGGAAUAACGGCCAGUAAUACCUGGGGUCUGUUUUUGUUGAUUCUGUUGCUUGGUUACGGCUUGGUGGAGGUACCCAGGUCUGUAUACUACAGUUCCAAGAAGGGCUUUGUUCUCUCUAAGAUAUACUUCAAGAUCUCUAAACUAAGCACCGAUAAAACAGAGGCUGAUGAAGCGCUGGAGGAUGUUUUAGAUGAGAUCAAGAAAGUUUCAGAAAAAAUAAAAUACAACCACCCUUUGAGGAAACAUGUGGAUACCAUUUUGCUGAAGUGUCCUGAGACAAUGCGUCACACGGUGAAGCAGAACAAUGACGACUACGAGGAUUAUAACAGAGGCAGUAUUGACAUACCAAGUGAAAAGGCGCUCGUGAAACUGCACAAACGAGUUAUACAGGACUCUCAGAAUCACCACCGCACACACGCUCAGUGGAACUCUCUGAUGCAGAAAGCCAUUGAUUUGGAAGAUGUAGAGAAGAAUGAACAGAGUGCUGUGAAAAAAUUCCAAAGGUCACAACACUCCUCCCCAACACUGCCGGCUUUUUUACGAAUUGUGUAUACACCUACUGUUGAAUGGUACUGGCGGUGUAAGUUCUACUUCUGGACAAUGAGGGUGUGUGGUGUCCUCCUGGCCAUUGUGACAUUCAUGGUGGUCUGGUCAGAGUGUCUCUUUUUUGUGAAAGACCCUGUCUUGUCCUUCUUUGCCAUCUUUAUCAAUGUUGCCAAGCAUAACUAUGAUUAUGUUUAUAUUGAGUUAUCCUCCAUUUUGGUCAUCGCCUAUCUCUGUUUCUGUGCGUACUACAGCGUGUUUCAGAUCCGAAUACUCAACUUGUACUACAUAGCACCACAUCACCAGACUGAUGAUUUCAGCCUCAUGUUUACUGGCAUGAUGCUGUGUCGAUUGACUCCACCCAUGUGUCUGAAUUUCCUCGGCUUGAUUCACCUUGACAGUCAUAUAACAAAGGAAGAGAACUUGGAGGAAACUUCAUACACACAGAUCAUGGGACACAUGGACGUGAUCUCGUUUAUCUCGGACGGCUUUAACAUUUACUUCCCCAUGAUCCUGGUACUACUGUGUCUCUGUACGCUCUUCAGCCUCGGGAGUCGGAUCCUCCACUUCUUGGGGGUCCAGCAGUUUAUUGGGGAUGAUGACAUGACCCAGGAGCUUGUGGAUGAAGGCAGGCAGAUUGUACAGAGAGAGAAAAGGAAUCGAGAUAGAAAACUGGACAGUGCUGAAAGAAGACGGGAGUGGACUGAAAGGUUUGGAGCGACCUCUCGCUCUUCUGACCGGGUCAUUGGUUCCAGAGGUGACAGAGAAAGAGAGAAGGAGCGAGAGACAGUGGCCAGAAGUCCAGACGACAAUGACAAAACAGAACUUCUGAGGGAAGCUGAACCAAUAGACUACACAGGCGAACUGACAAGUACAACAGAAUCAGAUGCCGACUUUUCUCAAGGAUAUCAGCGGGGCCACGCUCUCAGGUCCAACAGAAAUAGUUCAAGGACUUCUAGUGCACCCCCUAGAGGAAUAUUUAAUGAUGUUUGAUAAAGAGAGUGUUGAUAUUUGUUAUAUUUAAUGAAUUUUGUAAAUUGUUGAAAAGAAAUCAUAAGAGACAAAGAAUGAGAGUAAAAUUUCCUUGGAAGGCAUCGAUUAGACGGAUUCAUUUAUUCAUUAGGGGAGGACAUCUAUCCUUGUUUUAUGAUGGUGUUUACUGAAAUCAUUGAGGAAAACGAAUCUCUAUUAAGGAUUCAGCAUCCUUCUAUUUAAAAGCUUCCCAGUGUCUAAUAAUUCCUCUAUUACUAUUCUAAUGUUAGACAUCAUCACAUGUUAGCUUCUGACUGUAUCUCUCUGUGAGAUUUAUGUAGUAUUUCCCGUAAUUCACUGCGAGAUCCUUCAAAUGAAAACACAGGGGCCUUUCACAAAUUCCCAGUUUCAGAUCGACAUCAAAGCUUAGAUAUACAGUCAAAGGACAUGAUUAUUCACCACUUCAAAAUGGCCGUCGUACUUUUUACAUUGUAAGUACUUCUCACCCAUAGCAUGUUGAUAUCAAAAGCUAUAAAGUUCCUCCAUCUAAAUUCAACAUUGGUUACCAAUGGGCAAUGAUUUUCUUUUUGCAUCUUAAGACCAGUAACAUUUUCUCUAUAAUCUAGACAAUCUAGUUGGAAAUAUUCAAUUCAAUUCAUUUACUGACAUCACCAUGUUGGCAUACUGUCAAAAUAACGGAACAAAUAUAAAAGAAAGAAUUUCACGGACCAUCAUGUGGUCAGACUUUGUAAACAAUCACACAACAAUAUAUUAUUUACCAACAUCACAACAUAUGCAUUUUAGCAUUACUAAUCCUAUCCAAGCUGUUCUGUCCGUAAAAUUCUAAGAGAUGAAUAUAACUCGAUCACAGUUUUGGGUGUUUCUGAAAAUGAAAGACAUGGAAAAUGAUUGCACAGCUUGAGAAGUUAGGUGUGUACCGGCUUUCAGGAGAUAGACUUUCAAAACUGGGAGCCUCCUGGCAAUACAAGGGGACUUAACCCGUCGGUAUAGUUUCUGCGCUGAACACUUUAAUUCUUUUCUCAGGUCAUUUAGAACUGUUCUAGUCAGCAUCUCUAACAGAAAGGAAGUAGUUCUAGAUUUUAUUUGUGCAAUAUAUGUGGUAGAAAACAGCUGAUGGAGUUUUUCUUACGUGGUAUUCAGAUUUAUUCAAGUCUCUCAAACUUAAGUUCUCUUUGAUUGGAGAGAAUGAAACAAAAUGAGAUUUUUAUGCUAGUGAUCAUCAAUGAAUCGAGAACAUUCCUUUUAGUGUAUCAAGUCUGAGUGUUUGAAAAUUUUAAUUGUUUUGGAAUACAUAUUCAUGAAUAAAUGUGAAGGAUUGUAGUACAAGUAUUUAAACAAUGCAAUUUGAGAGUAUAUAGAGACACUGUUCAUUCUGAUGUUGUAAACCCACUCUUUGACAUUCCAUGAGUUAGAGUUAGCAAUACACUUAGUGGUAAAUGUAUACCAUUGUAAGCCUACAUGUUCUGAAAUCUGAUUAUAUGCCUAUGCUGUUUGUAUUAUUCCAUAGUUUUUCCCAUUUACAUUAUCAAACUAAUCCUUGAUUUAGUUGCCUACUUUAGAAUCAUUUAAAAUCGUGGGGGCCAAUUUUCAUUGAUUGUUGAGAUUAUACAGGUUUGUUAGGAUGUAAUUAUGUGGGUGUGAUUUCUAUGUACUGAAAAUACAAUGUAUUGUAUAAUUUGUGUAUUUCAACAUAGUUUGAAAUUUGUGGGACAAGGGUACCCAUGGAAUCCAUGGAAACCAAGUCCCCAUAAAAUUCAGUGAAACCAGAGUACAUGUUAAUGGUCGGUUUCCAUUUGUCAGUUGAGAAUUUUUCAUUUGUAAAAGUAGUGAAGAAUUGAACAUGUAUCUAUAUUACUUAGUGUAUCAGUUUGGAAUCUAAGUAUAUUACAUCAGUUUGGCAUUGAUGUGAUAUAGUUCAGUGUUGGGGAAAAGUGCUCUGUCAUUUUGAUAUGUUUAUAGCUAUUAGGAAUAUUAUAAAUUGUUUAAUAGAAAUUUUUUGGAUUUUAUGGAUAAAUCUAAUGAGAAUUCACUAAUAUAUAUUAUAUGUAGAGUAGGUCAACUUUUUUACCAGAGUUUUUCUUCACAACAUAUUAUCAACAGGCCAGUAUAUAUGAUCUGCAAGAGUCCCAUUUUCAUCUAUUUCAAACUUAGAAACACAGCUAACAUAUCUGCUGACAAAAUGAAAUUGGCAUUAGCUCACGAUAAGGAAAUGCUGUUUGGGUACUUAUUUUAUAAGGUUUUUAUUUUAUUAUUUUAUAAAAUUGAGCGCUAUCAAAGCUGUUCCAUUGGUGUUUUGAAUGCUCUUGUGUGCUACAGUAAUGUUUAGAUAAGAAACUUCAUAGAUUUAGAGCAAACAAUUAAGAAGCACUGAUGAUGAUGCUGUAGAUCCCCCUACAUCCGAGGUUUUUUCUGGAAUGAAUUGACUUCAGAGUAGAUUAUGCAGCAUUACCAUUUGUACAUCUUAGUGCAUUGGUUUCCAUGGUAACAGAUGCUGAAAUAUAAAUACUGCUAGAAUAAGUACACCUACAGGUUUGUGAGUCCAUCUGGUUAAAAUCAGCUGUUUAUUUGACUCUGUAUACUACACCACAGUUUCUGAACAGCUGAUUUUAAUCGAAUGUCUUUGUGCAUUAUAGAAAUAUCAAGAUUCAGAACAUUAUUCACAUUAACAAAUGGUUGUGUUGUUGAUAUUGUGAUAGCUAAUUUAUUAUCUUUGUGUAAUUUAUUACUGGUAUGUCAGAAUUUGGGUAGUGUUUGGUAUCAAUACUUGUUUGAUAUCUCUAUAUGUGACACCUUUGUGUCCUAGCAGUAUUUGUUAAUUUUCGUUCUUCUUUAAUCAAGCACAUUCUCUGUGUUAUGUUUAUAGUUACAUGUAUGUGCAUGUAGUAGAAGUAUUCAAUAUGUAUUGAAAUAUUUUAUCUUUAUUAGAACAUAUACAGAUUUCAAUUAUACACAUGUUAUAUUAAUAUUCAGAAAUAAGAAAUUAAUUUACUCCAAUGUUAAAUUGAUUAUCAGAUUAUGUAAUAAUUCUGACAAAUUAUAUGCAACUAUUAUAUUGGUAUGUAUAAACAUUUUAUAACUUAUGAUACAUAAAUCAUUACUCCCUGGACAGAGAAUAUAGAAAUGAAAUGAAGCGAGUAUUGCUGAUAUUGUAUCACUUAUUUAGCAUAAUUUUUCUGAAUUCUGAUGGCUAUCACCUGACAACCGAGUUGCUAUGGGAACUGCAGAGUCUUGCUCUUUCUUUCAUGCUAUAUGUCCCCUGUAUGAGGACCUCUAAACUUACCAAUUUUCUAAAGUGAAAGAUGAAGGUCACUAAGAGAGGAUAUUCCAAAAUUGCUUUUGUACAAAAUUUAAAGCGUGUUUUGAAUGAGAUUUCAAUCAAAUCAUGGAUGCCAUUUUUCACAGAAAUGUGGAUCCUGUUGAAUUAUGAGGUUAAAAGUCACAAGCUAAGACAAGUUCGCUUGAGGGGAAAUUCCAAAAAGUCCAGAUUCAUAUGUAGGGGAUUCCUUGCUUUAUAGGGCUCUUGUUCUGAAUGAUUUUUCUUGAGAAUGUGGUUUUAAAAUUAUCUUGAUAACAUUUCUCUUUACACUGCAUAUUUCUUUUUGUAAAUGGUCCACAUUCUUUGAAACUUUUUUCUUAUUGUACCAUUUAGCAAAGUGAAAUUAAGAUGGCUUUAGUUAUCAGAAUUUUUUUUUAAAUGUUCUUGAAUAUUUAAUUAUUCAUAUACUUGCACAAUACAGGAACAAUUUUAUGCUGUGCUUUACUCAAUGUGCAAGAAGAACUCAUUGCACAGUGUGGGUUGAUUUUUUUUUUCUCUUGGAAGUUCACCUAAUUAUGUAGUUCAAGGACAUUAGAUGCCAAAUUAUUUAGAUGCAAUUGUUCCGUUUUUUAAUGAUGAUAUUACAGCUAUGUUGGGAUACUUAAUGUUGUGGCAUUAAAACUCUAUGGCAAUUCUA